Molecule: messenger RNA, 1901 nt
Organism: Phyllotreta striolata
Lineage: Eukaryota; Metazoa; Arthropoda; Insecta; Coleoptera; Chrysomelidae
Source: the annotation of a GenBank genome assembly
CAAUUUUGACAUUAAUGUGAUCAAUUCGUUUUGUUUUUGCAAUUUUGAAUUCUAUUUUCUGGUUUGUAUCGUAUGGGUUUGAUAAUCUGAAGACAAUUUAACACUCUUUAGAUAUUCAUUGUAAAAUUUAACAAUGAACACGAUACUAAAACAGUUACAGCUACUCAAAGAUGCCGAGUUGCAUUCGAAUAUUUGCAAAGUGUGCGAUAAAGCCCUAACGCUGGUGGACCAAAAAUCGGAGGCCAACAACGCCGUAUUCAAACUGCAAGUAACCCUCUACUAUGCAGAGGCCUUGUUUCUCACCCAUCAGCAUUCCCGUGCGGAAAACCUUUAUAGAGAGGCCUUACAAUUGCGCAAGGAUCAACUGUUAAAAACGAAAAACUCCUCGAAUAAAAUGGACAAUAAUUUGUUGUCUAACAUGCCGAGCGACGUCGAUUUAAAAUACCAAAUAUAUUUGUGUUGCGCCGCCUUGAAGCAGAAACAGGCAGCCGGUGAAAUUUUGCAAUCAAUCGCACCGCGCCAUCGAACGCCCAAAAUUAACAUGGCCUUGGGUAAUAUAUACAAGGAAUUGGGCAUGGAUAGGGCCGCCGUAGCCAGUUACAAAGAAGUACUUAGAGAAUGCCCUAUGGCAUUAGAAGCGGCCGAAAAUCUACUUAAAUUGGGUAUUAAAAGUAUAGAAGUUAAUUCGUUAAUGCUUCAAGUAACGACGGAUAUUGGAUGGCUGAAUCAAUGGAUCAAGGCACAAGGCCAGUUGCAACUCAAAGACUAUGCCGGGGCGCUCAACACUUAUAAAAGCAUGGAAGUUAAUGGCUUGUUGAAAAACAAUCAUUCUCUGCUAUUGAGCAUAGCCUACUGCUAUCUUUACAUGUGUGAAUACGACAAAGCUAUUUCCGUUUUACAAAAGAUUUUACGUCUUGAUCCACAUUUAUUAGCGGGAAGAGACUUAUUAUCUACGCUCUUAGCUGCGUCUGGUUCCAAAGAGCAUAUAAGAGCAUUAGAAUUGUUAACGCCCAAGAUAGAUAUCGGCCUUUGGUCUGCCGAGCAUUGGGUAGUAUUAGGAAAUUACGUGUAUUCAUUGAAGAAAUACGACAAAGCUACGUAUUACGGGCACCAAGCUCUCAUCAUGGAUAGAAAGAACGUGGAAGCUCUUCUUUUAAAAGCUAAUGCUCUAUUACAAAUUAAAAAAUACCAGGAAAGCAUAACUCAUUGUUCCGAGGCGCUUCAAAUAUGCAACAUGAGAUACGACAUUUAUAAAUGUUUGGUCGAAUGUUAUAUUCAGACAAAUAGACUAAGGGAAGCUGAAUCUAUGGCGAUCAACGCUUGCAAUCAGUUGAAUUUCAGCGCUCAGGGAUAUUGUUUACACGCCUUCGUGUUGCUGAAGGAUCCAAUGGCGUCGAGCAAAACCAUCCGUAGAACCCUCGAAAAAGCCGUAUCAUUGGACAAAUCCGACUCGACGAACGCCCUCUAUAUGCUCGUCGAGUUCCUGCAGAGGGAGCAACAACACGAGCAGGCUUCACAGUUGCUGUUGAAGAGAUUGCAAGCGCGCGAGCCGACGUCCAGGCUGCAUCAGCUCCUCGGCGAUUGCUUCAUCAAUCUGAAAAUGGACGACGAGGCGUUCGACCAUUACAAUGUAGCCUUGAAUUUGGAUCCGACGAAUCAACGAGCCACCGAAGGCUUGAACAAUAUCGGCAGAAGUUUGACGAUGAGUAAAAGGGACAGUUACUAUACGUGCGUGGGCGGUGAGACUUCGUAUUGCAAUUCGCAGGGGACCAAUUCUCUCGAUCUCGAUGGAGAGGCGGAAAGUGAUACAGAAAGCGGAACUUGGUAGUGUUGAUUAAUUUAUGUUUGUGUGUAGUUUAAGAUUAGAAUAAGUUUCGUAUUUUGUAAGUAUUGUUGAUUAA